AUGAGAAUCACAACGACAACUCCUAUGGGGGAGCCACUUGGGUCGGGAUCAUUUGGUACCGUAUACAAGCUCAAAGAUCUUCCUAUCGCCCGCAAAUGCAUACCACUUACUGAAGCUGGUCACGGCUUACCACCUGAGGCUAUACGAGAAAUCGCCUGUCUGCAGCGAUUGAAGAAAUAUGACUCGCGCGCUAGAAUCAACUGUAUUGACAUUCUCGGCAUCCAGAUAUCAAGAACGGCCAUAAUGAUUGACAUGGAGCUCAUGACCGGCGGAACUCUUGGCGACCUUUUGGACAGCUCGCAGCUACAGCCCGCGCUUCUCCUGUCCUACUCCGUACAGAUC
Molecule: messenger RNA, 342 nt
Organism: Colletotrichum abscissum
Lineage: Eukaryota; Fungi; Ascomycota; Sordariomycetes; Glomerellales; Glomerellaceae
Product: serine/threonine-protein kinase crk1
Exons: 1
Biological process (GO): protein phosphorylation
Molecular function (GO): ATP binding; protein kinase activity
Source: RefSeq, a predicted model, not a curated record